AUGGCAUCCAACAUAUCAUUUCAGGGUGUGAACACUGGGAAUCAAUUUGGGAAUAACAGUGGCCAUGCGAAUAUUACGCAGAUAUUCAACUCAGGACCACCAUUCACUGACGGCUGUCUACGGGAUCUUCGGACUACAAAUCCCCACGAUGACAAAGAUCGCAUUCAAAACACCAACGGAGGUCUGCUCAAAGACUCAUACCGCUGGAUUCUGGACAACAGGGAGUUCAAACAAUGGAAAAGCGACGAAAACAAUGACAACCGUCUGCUCUGGAUCAGAGGAGACCCCGGCAAGGGCAAGACAAUGCUUCUAUGUGGUAUCAUCGAUGAGCUAAGCUCGACUGUGGAGACUGCAAACGUUUCGUCCUUCUUCUGCCAGGCUACCGAUCCGCGAAUCAACAAUGCCACAGCUGUUCUACGUGGCUUGAUAUAUUCGCUUGUUGAGAAGCAGCCAUCUCUUCUCCACCAUGUGCAGGUUCAGUAUAGUCAAGCGGAGAAAGAAGUGUUUCAUGAUAGAAACGCAGGGCAUGCUCUCUCGAGGAUCUUUUCGAAUAUUCUGAAAGAUUCAACAAUGCAGAGCACUUAUCUGGUUGUUGACGCCCUGGACGAAUGCACACAAGAUCACCCUUUUCUUCUGGACUUCAUUAUCAAGGAGUCAUCUGCCUACCCGCAGGUGAGAUGGCUGGUCUCAAGUCGCAACUGGCGUGACAUUGAAGAGCGUCUUCAUGCUGCAGCCCAUACGGCCCCGAUCUCGUUAGAACUCAAUGAGGUAUCCGUAUCCGAGGCUGUUCGCAAGUUCAUUCAAUAUAGGAUGCACCAAUUAGUGGAGGUCAAGAAGUACAACAAUUUGACCCGCGACGCGAUUUCAGAUCACUUACUCGCAAACGCGCAUGGUACCUUCCUUUGGGUAGCCUUGGCCCGCCAAGAGCUCACCAGGACCCCACGAUGGCAGGCUCUCCAGAAGCUAGCAGCUUUCCCUCCAAGACUUAACGCUUUAUACGGUCGGAUGAUUGAUCAAAUCCGCAAUUCGGAAGGUGCAGAGCUUUAUAAACGCAUACUGGCAGUCAUGUCAACGGUUUAUCGACCUACAACGCUAGAUGAGCUGCAAUCUUGCAUGGAUAUGCCUGACGUCAUUUAUGACUACGAAGAUGUAUCGGAGGUUAUAGCCUUCUGUGGCUCAUUUCCAAAUGUUCGCAACAAUACCAUCAAUUUUGUCCAUCAGUCUGCAAAGGACUUCUUGAAAAUGAGCAAGUCACAAGACCUGAUUAAACGCGUUGGUGAUGUUUUACGAUUUAUCCGAUACUUCAAAACUGCGAUCGAAAAUGCUCCUUUACAGGUGUACAUUUCAGCUUUGGUAUUCAGCCCUACCCAGAGCAUGACCAGGGUUUGUUUCCGAACGGUAUCACCAGAAUGGGUGAUCAUGAAGUCUGCACCCGAAGAUUAUUGGCAUCCAUGUCUCCAAACUCUCGAGGGGUACAACACUUGUGUUGUCUGGUCUCAUGCUCGCAAUCAGCUCGCAUCUGCAUCUCCUGAUGGAACAAUCAACAUCUGGGACCCGAAUACUGGCCAACGUAUCUCCAGUCUAAAGGGACAUAGCGAUAAUGGAGCUCGACUUGCGUCACUGGGAUACGGUGGAACAAUCAAAAUAUGGGACCCGGAUACUCAACAAUGUGUCUUGACUCGGAAGGAAAUCAAGCAUUCUAUCAGGUGUUUUGCCUGGUCAUAUGAUGGAAUUCGAAUCGCACUAGCGCUUGAGCGGGGCAACGUUAAAAUAUGGGACCUGAAAACUGACCACACUGACCAUUAUAUGUCGAUUAUUGGCCAUGAUCGUUCAGAAUGGGCGUCUAUUGCAUGGUCCCCUGAUGGGAGUCUGCUUGCAUCAAGGUUGUCAGAUUCUACUGUUAGGAUCUGGAACCCGGUCACAUCACAAUGCAUAUCAACACUUGGGAGAGCCGGCAAUCCCGGCCUCUUUCAUUCCUACUCCGUUGAAUGGUCAUAUGAUGGGUCUCGCCUCGCAAUGGCAUACUCGGGUUUCGUUGAGAUAUGGAACCCACGAAAUGGUCAACGAAUCGCGAAUUUGGACGGCGGAUCCACGUCUCUUCGACUCCAAUGGAAAAUACCUAUUGCUUGGUUGAACGAUGCAACUAGGCUCGCGUCGUCAUUAUCUACACCGAAUGUCAUGAUUUGGAAUCCUACCACGGGCGAACGCACAUCGAUACUUCGAGGACAUAGCCGUCUUGUCUCAGCUAUUGCCUGGUCGCACGAUGGAAUUCGGCUUGCAUCGGGAUCGGAGGAUUGUACUAUAAGGAUUUGGAACCCGGUCACCGCACAGUGUAUUUCAAUCCUUAGGGGCCAUUUCGGAGAUACCUUCGCCCUAUUCUGGUCCAAAAAUGGGUCCCAGAUUAUCUCGGGGUCAGAUGAUGGAGCCAUCAAGAUUUGGGACCCUUCUACCGACCGCAAUACAUCGACACCUGAUGGACACACUGAUCGAAGGUCUAUCGCUUGGUCUUGUGACGGGCAAAAACUUGCAUCUGUGUCUAAUGACUUGACAGUCAAGAUCUGGGACAAGUACACUGGCAAAUGUACCUCGACUCUCGAGGGACAUGAAGCAUGCCCUAUACACAUUGCCUGGUCGCGCCAUUCAACUUGGCUUCUAUCCACAUCUCUUGGCAAUCUUAGGGUGUGGGACACCGUGACCGGACAAUGUAUAUCCAUUCUGCGACACACCCACGAUAUUGAUUUGUGUGUUUGGUCAGACGAAGGGACCCUCAUCGCGUCAAGCUCAUAUGAUGGGACUUUUUCGACCAUUAUUAUUUGGAAUCAAUUCACCGAACAGAUUUUAUGUGUAUUCAAGCCACCACAUGAUGCUCCAGUUCACGCACUUGCUUGGUCCCACAAUGGGACCAUGCUUGCGUCGGCGUCAAACGGAGAUGAAGAUAGACAGCGCUUUUUAGGAAGAAAAAUCCACAUUUGGAAGCCAUCAACCGGAGAGAUUGUAUGGUCUUAUUGUCAUACUUUCAGAUUGUCUGUUAUCUCCUGGUCAUAUGAUGACACACGGCUCGUAGCAGGGGGGCGGGACAUCAUGAUCUUCGAUCUAACUAAUGAUAGCUUUUCCACCAUCGAAGAAGGUCACGGAAAGACAAUUUCGUAUAUUACCUGGUCUCGCGAUGGAAGCAAGAUUGCAUAUUUGUCAUCAGACAUGACAGUCUAUAUCUGGUACCUUGAUGGCACCGGUCCGAUCAAACAAACUCACAUUGAGCAUGUUGGGCUAUAUGGCUUCGUUCGAUUCGAUGAAGUCGAUUCGAAUAUCUUACAUACAGCGAUUGGUACACUGAAACUCCAGCCCUACAACCCUGACCCAUGGAUUUCUCCAAUGCCGAAGUGGGUGGGAUAUGGCUUGAAGCAUGACAGCUGCUGGAUAACAUUUGAAGGAAAAGAUCUUUUGUGGCUACCCCCCAGUACCGGCCAGUGUACUCAUCUUUAA
Messenger RNA from Penicillium odoratum, 3483 nucleotides. Its product is annotated as NACHT nucleoside triphosphatase. Gene Ontology annotation, molecular function: protein binding. Bases 1 to 3483 code for a protein of 1160 amino acids. The record is from RefSeq and is a predicted model, not a curated record. NCBI's taxonomy places the organism in Eukaryota, Fungi, Ascomycota, Eurotiomycetes, Eurotiales, Aspergillaceae. The transcript is spliced from 4 exons.